AACCUACUACUGUGGACUUGACUUUUGAUUCAGGUCGAUAAAAAGGAUCAACCAGAAGCAAACUGCAAGCAAAUUCCUUCAGCUUGCAUUGAUUUGCUAAAGUUCUUCGAAGACAACGAGGGAGAACCCGUUAUACAUCUCCGUGUUACAGGGAAACUUCAUGAAGUCGAAAAAGCAGCAGUCUUCCAAUCAAUAUGGUCAUUUUUUUGAUUCAAUUAGCUAUGCAGCUGGAAACUUCAUGAAGUCGACAAAGCAGCUGUCUUCCAAUCAAUUUGGCCAUUUUAUUGAUUCAAUUAACUAUGCAACUGAAAACGUCAUGAACUCGAAAAAGCAAAUGUCUUCCAAUCAAUAUGGUCAUUUUCAUGAUUCAAAUGACCCCAGAGCUGGAAACUUCAUGAAGUCGACAAAGCAGCUGUCUUCCAAUCAAUUUGGCCAUUUUAUUGAUUCAAUUAACUAUGCAACUGGAAACUUCAUGAAGUCGACAAAGCAGCUGUCUUCCAAUCAAUUUGGCCAUUUUGUUGAUUCAAUUAACUAUGCAACUGGAAACUCCAUGAAGUCGACAAAGCAGAUGUCUUCCAAUCAAUAUGGUCAUUUUACUUAUAAAAGAGAAAAAUAGGCAGCAUGCUACUGUAAGUUUUCAUUUUUGUAGUAUAUUUGUUUCGAACAAGUGACAUAAGUUUAUCCGAGAGCUAGUUAUGGAAUGUCAUAUUCAAUUUGGAUUCUUGAAUCAUGUUUAUUUAAUAGACCAGUUCCCGAACAGAUGUAUUGAAGGUGAAAUAACAAAAGUUGUUUUAAUAGUGAAGUACUUUUUGACUUGGGGCACAUUUUAUUGCUACUGAUUACCCCAAUCC
This is a messenger RNA of Juglans microcarpa x Juglans regia, 851 nucleotides long. RefSeq lists its product as uncharacterized. Bases 161 to 616 code for a protein of 151 amino acids. The transcript has 8 exons. Lineage: Eukaryota; Viridiplantae; Streptophyta; Magnoliopsida; Fagales; Juglandaceae. The record is from RefSeq and is a predicted model, not a curated record.